AAUGUUCAUUAAUCCAAAAUUCAAGAUCAAUGCCAAUCAUGAUGCGAUCAUGUUUAGUAUUUAUUUCAGAUGAAAUACCUUUGAUUUUAUUUCAGUUGUGGUCAAGAAGUUCAUUGUAAGUGAUAAAAUGAAAUCAACUCUUGAAAUAUUUCUUUUUUCUUUAGUUUCUUUGACUACUUUGUUCAUCUCUAGUUUCGCCUUGGAACCGAUUGAUAUUGCCCAUGAAAAUUGUGCCAUUUUACCUGGAUCUAUUCAUGUAGUCAAAGAGGAACUCGAUGUGGCUGGUAAUGUAAUUAGAUCAUGUGAAGGCGAUUUCUUGGUCAACAAAUGUGAAGGAACUUGUGUCUCAUCAUUGCAACCAAGCGUUGUCCAUUCAAGCGGCUUUCUUAAGAAAUGUAAUUGUUGCCGAGAAUCCAGAAUGAAAAGUCGUUCAAUUCGAUUGAGUCACUGUUUUGAUCCAGACGGGAAAAAGACGACUGGUGAAAAAGGGUCCAUGGAGAUUGAAAUGGAGGAACCUGAAAGUUGUCAUUGCCUUAAAUGCUCACCUUAAUCGGUUAACAUCUUGAGCUCAGUCAAUCUCACACUAUGUAACUGACCAUUCCGAUUCAAAAUAUUACUCAUUUCUUCAUAUGAAAGUCAUUUAACCAUCUUUGUUGCAAAAGAAUUAAUUUAAUUUAAUAUCAAUUUACCAUUAAAAUGCUAAAUUAAUCACUGGGGAAGUUAAUUAUGGAAUCUGUCUUAAACUUACCUGAAAUUAUGGUGUUAAGUACUUCAUCAGUUGACGAUACCAAUUAUGCUAAACUUGUAAAGAUUCAGUAAAUUAGUAAAAUUAAUUGAUUUUUA
Tetranychus urticae (two-spotted spider mite) is the source of this 843-nucleotide messenger RNA. RefSeq names its product partner of bursicon-like. Gene Ontology annotation, molecular function: G protein-coupled receptor binding; neuropeptide hormone activity. The record is from RefSeq and is a predicted model, not a curated record. NCBI's taxonomy places the organism in Eukaryota, Metazoa, Arthropoda, Arachnida, Trombidiformes, Tetranychidae. Gene Ontology annotation, cellular component: bursicon neuropeptide hormone complex; extracellular region. Gene Ontology annotation, biological process: G protein-coupled receptor signaling pathway.